Molecule: messenger RNA, 3402 nt
Organism: Suncus etruscus (white-toothed pygmy shrew)
Lineage: Eukaryota; Metazoa; Chordata; Mammalia; Eulipotyphla; Soricidae
Gene: SAMD15
Product: sterile alpha motif domain containing 15
Exons: 4
Coding region: 1-3402 (1133 amino acids)
Molecular function (GO): protein binding
Source: RefSeq, a predicted model, not a curated record
AUGAACACAGGGACCGCCUGGCUCCCCUCCGCUCCCGGGCCCCCGUCCCCGACGCCGGCCGCGUCUGACAUCUGGAGCCGCCGAGGCCGCGCCGGAAACAGCCGAGGCCGAGGGAGCGCGGCCGGGAAGAGCCGAGCGCAGCUCAGCGCCGCGCCGCGCCGCCGGGACCGGAAGUGCCGCCCGCUGAGCCAGUGCGCGCCGAGAAGAGUCAAGAAGCCCCGGCCGGAAGCCGCCGUAGCCAUAGCGACGCUAUCGGAAGUCGUGGUUGCUAAGAGGCCGGGCCCGUCCAGUGCGUCAUCCCUGGCCCCGCAGAAGCUCCCAGCAAGGAUGGCCUCCGGGGAAGAGCAAGGCCAGGAGUCCUGGACGCCAGUUCCUGCCGAUGCCAACUUGGGCACGCGGGCCGAAGCUGACCCCGAGCGACCUGUGGUGGAGACGGAUGAGGAUUUCAAAGAUGGGUCCGCAGACAGUGGGCUCCCGCACUCCAAACCAGCUAGGCCUUCGGAGGAAGAGAUGGUGGAGGACUCCGGGGAAGGUUAUUCCGCCCAUGCCUCCUCCCAAAGUCCUGAAGAGAGCGAGGGGGAGACUUUCAGAGACGUGGGACGAGACGGGUUCGAGGAUAUGGCAGUCUCAGGGGCUGAGAAAUAUGAACACUUAGAACUAGACUUGCCCAAGGAGGCCAGCGUGCAUGAAGCGGAGGGCAUCAUUAUGGAAGUACUUACGAAAUUAGAUCAAUCGUUACCAAAAGAAACGGAGGUUCCGGGGCCCAAAGCCAGUGAGGUAAGUUUAGGGUUUCUAGAGGAGGUUUUAGAUGCACCACCUAGCAAACAGCAGGAUAGGACCGAGCCAGAAUCUGUAGAACAGAUCCAAUCAGAAUUCCCGAGAGAGAAACCCAGUGAGUCCAUGGAAGACACAGAUCUGCAGCCACCAGAGAUGAGUGUACCUGAGAUUUUAGGGGAGACGCAAAGAAAAUCACCUGAGGACAAAGGGACGGAACCAUCUAAGCAGGUCAAGCCAGAGUUCCCAGAAGAAAAACUAAGAAAAUCUAUUAAGGAGGCAGUUCAAGAACCUCCUGAAGAGAUUGAAGCAGAGACCUCAGAGGAAACACAGAGAAAAUCAGCUGAGGAGUUGCAGGCAGAAUCAUCUGAGCAGACUAAACUAGAGUUUUCAGAGGAGAUACAAAGAAAAUCAGCCGAGGAGUUAGGAACGGAAUUCUCUGAGCAAAUUGAAGCAGAAUUUCCUGAGGAGGCACAGAGAAAAUCAUCUGAGGAUGAAAGGACUGAACCACCUCAGCAAGUCAAAUCAAAGUUUCCAGAAGAGGAACCAAGUAAGUCUAUUGAAGAAGCAGAUCAAGAACCUCUAGAAGAGCCUAAAGCAGAGACCCCAGAGGAGGAAACACAGAGAAAAUCAGCUAAGAAGUUGCAGGCAGAAUCAUCUGAGCAGACUAAAGCAGAGUUUCCAGAGGAGAUACAAAGAAAAUCAGCUAAGGAGGUAGAGACAGAAUCAUCUGAGCAGAUUGAAGCGGAAUUUUCCGAGGAGGCACAGAGAAAAUCAGGCAGUGAGUUAUGGAUAGGACCAUCUGAGCAGAUCAAACCAGAGCUUCCAGAGGGGAAGAAAGAAAUAUCACCUGAGAAGUCAGGGACAGAACCAUCUGAGCAGACUCAAGCAGAGCUUCCAGAGGAGCAACAAAGAAUAUCACCUGAGGAUGAAAAGACAGAACUAUCUAAGCAGAGGAAACUAGAGUUUCCUGAAGAGGAACUAAGAAAGUCUACUGAGGUAACAGCUCAAGAACCUCUAGAAGAGACUAAAGCAGAGACCCCAGAGGAGGAAACACAGAGAAAAUCAGCUAAGAAGUUGCAGGCAGAAUCUUCUGAGCAGACUAAACCAGAGUUUCCAAAGGAGAUACAAAGAAAAUCAGCUGAGGAGGUAGGGGCAGAAUCAUCUGAGCAAACUGAAGCAGAAUUUUCUGAGGAGGCACAGAGAAAAUCAGCCAGUGAGUUAUGGAUAGGACCAUCUGAGCAGAUCAAACCUGAGCUUCCAGAGGGGAAGAAAGAAAGAUCACCUGAGAAGUCAGGGACAGAACCAUCUGAGCAGACUCAAGCAGAGCUUCCAGAGGAGCAACAGAGAAAAUUACCUGAGGAUGAAAGGACAGAACCAUCUCCCCAUGUCAAUCCAGAGUUUCCUGAAGAGGAACUAAGAAAGUCUACCGAGGAGGCAGCUCAAGAACCUUUGGAGGAAACUAUAGCAGAGACCCCAGAGGUAACACAGAGAAAAUCAGCCAAGGAGCUGGGAACAGAAUUGUCUGAGCAGACUGAAGCAGAAUUUUCUGAGGAGGCACAGAGAAAAUCACCUGAGGACACAUGGACAGAACCAUCUAAGCAAGUCAAACCAGAAUUUCCAGAAGAGGAACCAAGAAAGUCUACUGAGGAGGCAGCUCAAAAACCUCUGGAAGAGCGUAAAGCAGAAACCCCAGAGGAGAUACAGAGAAAAUCAGCUAAGGAGUUAGUUCCCUUUCCAGAGGGGAGUAAAAGAAAAUCAAGUAAGAAGUCAGGGAUACAACUGUCUGAGCAGACUAAAUCAGAGUUUCAAGAGCAGAAAACAAAGGUUACACAAAAAAAGUCAAUGGAUAGGAAAGUUCCAUCUCUAUUAGAAAAGGCCAUAUCGUCUGCUGAGAAAAAAGUAAAAUCAAUUGAGGAAACAGGUCUCAAGAAAUCAAAGACCAAGUUGGAAGACCAAGAAGAGAUACAAACAGAGCCAAUUCAGAAAGAGACAGAGUUAGUAACUAAAGUUACAUCACGAUCGAAAAAAGAGAAGACUGUAGACCACAAAGAGAAUCAUCCAGAUGCUAUUAAAUUUAAGCAUUAUGCACGGGUCAAGCUGGAGCAGCUUCGCCAAAGGAAAUUAUCCAUCAAGGAGGCUCAUAGAUUUUCAAGAGCCUCUGAUAUUAUCGUCACUCUGGCUUCUGAUGUAGCAAGAACAUCACUACAGCAAGCUAUCUCUUCAGAGUUUCAAAACCUGUCUUUGGCCACUGAUUCCCACCAUAGCUCACAACCUUCCUCAGAAUCUGAGGAGAAUUUAAGAAAAUCUUCUGAAGAUCAAAUAUCGGCAAUAUUGGAGGCAGUAGAAUCUGAAACAAGUAUUGACUCAUCAUUAGAAUUUAUGAAAUGGAGUCCAGAGCAAGUUGCAGAGUGGAUUAGCCAGCUGGGCUUUCCUCAAUACAAGGACUGUUUUAUCUCAAAUUUCAUCGGUGGCCAAAAACUAAUCCAUGUAAACUGCUCAAACCUGCCUCAGAUUGGAAUAACAAAUUUUGAGGACAUGAAGGUGAGUUGUGUUUUAUGUUUCACUGUAGAACUCUACGAUGUUGUUGCUGUUUAUCUCAAAACAACUUCCUUCUUCCAGUACUGA